Messenger RNA from Antrostomus carolinensis (chuck-will's-widow), 774 nucleotides. It is a transcript of the gene ARHGDIB, whose product is annotated as Rho GDP dissociation inhibitor beta. Gene Ontology annotation, cellular component: cytoplasm; membrane; cytosol. Gene Ontology annotation, molecular function: protein binding; Rho GDP-dissociation inhibitor activity. NCBI's taxonomy places the organism in Eukaryota, Metazoa, Chordata, Aves, Caprimulgiformes, Caprimulgidae. Gene Ontology annotation, biological process: Rho protein signal transduction. The coding region runs from base 12 to 614 and encodes 200 amino acids. The transcript has 5 exons. The record is from RefSeq and is a predicted model, not a curated record.
ACCUAGCAACCAUGACCGAGAAGACCCAAGAACCUCAUGUGGAGGAAGAUGAUGAUGAGCUGGAUGGGAAACUCAACUACAAACCUCCUCCCCAGAAAACAUUGCAGGAGCUGCAAGAGUUGGACAAGGACGAUGAAAGCCUUGCUAAGUACAAGAAGUCCCUGCUGGGAGAUGGACCUGUCGUAGUAGACCCAACAGCUCCCAACGUGGUGGUCACCCGACUCACCCUGGUAUGUGACUCUGCUCCAGGACCCAUCACUAUGGACCUUACAGGUGACCUUGAAGCACUUAAGAAAGAGAUCUUCGUAUUAAAGGAAGGAGUGGAAUACAGAGUUAAGAUCCACUUCAAAGUAAACAGGGACAUUGUGUCGGGACUGAAAUAUGUGCAACACACUUACCGGACAGGGGUGAAGGUGGACAAAGCCACAUUCAUGGUUGGCAGCUAUGGGCCACGGCCAGAGGAGUAUGAGUUCCUGACACCUAUUGAGGAGGCUCCUAAGGGUAUGCUGGCUCGAGGCACCUAUCACAACAAGUCCUUCUUCACGGAUGAUGACAAGCAUGACCAUCUCACCUGGGAGUGGAACCUGUCCAUCAAGAAGGAAUGGACAGAAUGAGUUCACCCAGUUUGCCUUCCCCCUCCCCAUCCCCUUGCCUCCUGCACCAGUCUCCAGGUGGGCCAUGCCCACCACGCUGCGCCCUUCCUGUGGGUGCUGGGGCUCUGUGCCAGCCUCGGUCAAUGCAGAGGCCUGCAGGCGGCCUUUGCUGCUUCUUCUG